UCUCUCACUCGCUCAGCCGAUGUCUCUCGCCUGCAACUUUCCAUUCGUCGUCCGACUGGAAUGAGGAGCAGAAGAAAACAGCAGACGGAGCGACUGAGGGCAUCAGAAAAAGCUAGACUCGUCAAAGCCGUCACGCGCACCCUGAACUUCAACAUGUCUGAGUGACAAACAGAGGCGGUGUAAUGGCGUCACACGAGCAUCACACAAGAGGCUUGACCUUCCUGCGUCUCCUCCUUAGUUUCAUCCUACCGUUGCGCGGAGUCAUCUGUCUGGAGCUGCUUCCUUCGUCGUCACCAGUUCUGCUGCAGCCGAACUCAAACUUCACGGUGACCUGUUCAGCCUGGAGUAAGGUGUCAUGGCAGACCCCGGUGGACUCCCCAAUGGAUGGGGUCAUCGUGGAAGACAGCGGGUCGAGCAGCGUCCUGAAGCUUGUUAACGUCACCUGGAGGAGUUCAGGAAGAUACACCUGUGAAGAGGCGUGGUCAGAGCAGACCCGGGAGGUGGACGUCUUCAUACCUGGAGAAGGUCCGGAGGAGUGGUUUGUUCCGAUCGGUACAGGUGUGGUGAUGAAGGAGACCGAGGAGGACACAGUCCCCUGUGUGGUCUCCGACCCUCAACUCAAGGUGACGCUGUACGAGCGUUCGAACCCGAGUCCGGUGACGGCAGUAACAUACCAGCCAGGCCGCGGGUUCACUGGUCCCUUGAACGACACAUCGUACCUGUGCGUGGCUUCGAAUGGCUCUGCAGAGGCGCAGUCGCAGGUCUACUACGUCUUCAGCAUCGUAGCAACGAAGGACGUCGAGGUGGAGAUGGCGGUGUCCAGCAGCGUUGUGAAAACAGGCGAACCUUUCCUAGUGAACUGCACUGUCAAAGGCACAGACAUGGUCACCUUCACCUGGGACUACCCCCGCAAACAGGUGUCGAACCAGGAAGUUGAGGCGCUGACCGACUUUCUGCCCAAUAAAAUACGCUCCUUUGUCAACAUCUCCAGUGCCACAGUGGCAGAUUCUGGAGUGUAUGUGUGUUCAGUGAAAAAAAUGAGGCAUGAAGAAAGUGUGAAGGUGAAAAACGUCACCGUGAGAGUUCUGGAUCGAGGGUACGUCUACACUCGGCCAUCCGGCGACACAAACGUCUCAACUCUUCUUCACCACACCGUGACGCUCGGAGUUGAGAUCGACUGUUACCCUCCUCCAACUGUCGUCUGGACCAGAGACAACCAGAGCGUCGUGACUGAAUCCACGUUUGUCUCUACCAAACAGAUGACAACCACCAGGUAUGUGAGCACGCUGACACUAGUUCGAGUCCGGGUGGAGAAUACGGGAAGUUACACCGCGACUGUUAAUAAUGAAGACGACAUGGAAACAACGGAUUUCUACCUGCAAGUCAAAGCGCCCCCAAAAAUCACAUCUCUGUCGGAGGUCAACAAGACAACGGUGCUGUGUGUCAGCGAGGGGGCCCCGCCUCCGGCAGUCACCUGGUACACCUGCCCCGGUUCGAUGAGGUGUAGCAAUCAGACUGACGGCUGGAGGAGCCUAUCAGGAGCCUCAGGAGGCGUGUCCAUUCUGGAGAACACAAGUGAGGUGGAGGAGAGAGGCCUCACUCAGGUGAGCAGCCGCUUGAUGUUGAAGAGCCUCACGUCUUUGUCUGCCGUUCGCUGUGAAGUCAAGAACUCAGUGGGUCGACGAGCCCGAGACCUGCGAAUGGUCUCGCCGUCUCUGCUGUCACAGGUCACUGUGUUGUCGCUGGUUCUGGUUCUGGUCGUCAUAGCGAUCGUCUUCCUCGUCAUCCUCAUCAUCCUGUGGAGAAAAAAACCGCGCUAUGAAGUUCGCUGGAAGUUGAUUGAGUCGGUGAGUCCGGACGGGCAGCAGUACACGUACCUGGACCCGGCACACCUGCCCUACAACAGCGCCUGGGAGGUCCCGCGAGACAACGUGGUGCUUGGCGAGGUGCUGGGCUCAGGUGCCUUCGGAAGAGUUGUCAAGGCAACGGUCUCUGGCCUGGUUCACUCACAUUCCACGACUAAAGUGGCGGUGAAGAUGGUGAAACACAACAGCGGCGCUGUUCACGCGCUGACGUCCGAACUGAAGAUGAUGGCUCACCUGGGGCCGCACCUGAACGUGGUCAACCUGCUGGGGGCCUGCACACGCGGAGGCCCGGUCUAUCUGAUCACUGAGCUUUGUCGUCAUGGUGACCUCGUCAACUACCUGCAGAGGAACAAACACACCUUCCUCCAGAGUGAUGCGCCCACCAAGAGGGACACUGACGGCGGCUACAUGGACAUGAACAAGCAGGACAGCAGUCAGUACGUCACCAUGAAGGAGUUCAGCUACACCGACAUCGAGCCGGCCGUCUACGAGACGCCGUGCUCGCCGGCAGACCAACAGGAGGAGUCAACAUAUCUCCUGCACGACUCUGACAUGCUCAGUCUGGACGAUUUGCUGAGCUUCUCCUACCAGAUCUCCCAGGCCAUGGACUUCCUGUCCACACGCAGCUGCGUGCACAGAGACCUGGCAGCAAGGAACGUUCUGGUGUGUGAAGGAAAGCUGGUGAAGGUCUGCGACUUCGGGCUGGCUCGGGACCUGCAGAAGGACGAGGACUAUGUGGCUCGAGGAAACAUCUUCCUACCGCUGAAGUGGAUGGCUCCUGAGAGCAUCUUCCAGAACAUCUACAGCUCCCAGAGCGACGUGUGGUCUUACGGGGUUUUGCUGUGGGAGAUCUACUCCCUAGGUGGGAGUCCGUACCCGGACCUCCCCAUGACCCAGAAGUUCUACUCAGCUCUGAAGGCGGGACAUCGUAUGGAGGCACCAGAGCACGCUCCUGAGCAAAUGUACGAGCUGAUGAAGCAGUGCUGGCGGGGGCAGCCUCGGGACCGACCCACCUUCUCCUCACUGGCCCAGACGCUUGGAAACCUGCUGGCGGGCGACUAUAAAAAGCGCUACCGAAAACUGAGCGACGACUUCCUGACAAGUGGGCAUCCAGCGGUGGUGCGCUCCAGACUCUGUUCUUCAAGACCUGCUCGGGAUCAAACCCAGUCCUCAGGAAGCGAUGCAGCUGCCACCUCCCCUGAUGUGCUGGAGGCGGAGCCAAAGGAGGCGGGUCCCUCCUGUGGUACUUACGUCAUCCCUAUCACUGACAUCACCAUAGAAACCAGCAGAGGCCCUGCGCUGGACGCACUGAGCCCUCUGCUGCCUGACUCCCAGGAUGAACCCGGGUCACAGGAAGUGACCUCUGAAGAGAAACUGGACUUAACUCCAGAGGAGGAGAGCUGCCUGUGAUGAAGCUUUGCGAGUUCUGCAUCGGGAUUAAGAGUUGUAAAUUCAUGUUGUGAGAUGACUCAAUCCUGCUGCUGCUGCUUUUGUCACAGUCAGAUGAAGUUAUAUAAAUUCUUCUGCAAGUC
Molecule: messenger RNA, 3397 nt
Organism: Synchiropus splendidus (mandarinfish)
Lineage: Eukaryota; Metazoa; Chordata; Actinopteri; Syngnathiformes; Callionymidae
Product: platelet-derived growth factor receptor beta-like
Exons: 28
Coding region: 183-3275 (1030 amino acids)
Biological process (GO): cell chemotaxis; positive regulation of kinase activity; cell surface receptor protein tyrosine kinase signaling pathway
Cellular component (GO): signaling receptor complex
Molecular function (GO): ATP binding; platelet-derived growth factor binding; platelet-derived growth factor beta-receptor activity
Source: RefSeq, a predicted model, not a curated record